Danaus chrysippus (African queen) is the source of this 1002-nucleotide messenger RNA. Lineage: Eukaryota; Metazoa; Arthropoda; Insecta; Lepidoptera; Nymphalidae. The record is from the annotation of a GenBank genome assembly.
AUGUUUUACUUUUUUAUUUUAAUUAUUUCUACAUUUUUUAAAGUUAUACACAAUUCGGAAGUUGGGUGCGGCUGUAAUGUCAAUCGUAACUCACAUGUAAAUUUAAAAACGAACUUUUAUAAUGAAUUAUCUUCUAAUCAAUGUCCUAUUGAUAUAAAACACGGGAAUACAUUGAAUACCAAUAGUGUUUCAUCCAAAAUGAUUCUCAUACCAACGGGCACCUACCAGGUUGGCACUGAUGAAAUACUCAUUGAAUCUGAUAAUGAAGGUCCAAAGAAAUUCGUGCAGCUAAAAAGUUUUUACUUAGACAAAUACGAGGUUUCUAACAGAGAUUUUACAAUUUUUACUGAAUCAACGGAUUAUAAGACUGAGGCCGAAACAUUUGGUGAUAGCUUUGUGUUCACACUUUUUUUGAAUAACACAUUUAAGCAACAAUUGAAUGACUUUCGAGUUAUGCAGGCGCCGUGGUGGUACAAAGUUUAUGGUACCAACUGGAAACAUCCUUUGGGUCCAGACUCUGAUGUAGCAGAUUUGAUGGACCACCCUGUUACACAUGUAUCUUGGAAUGAUGCAAAGGCAUACUGUGCUUGGCGAGGUGCAAGAUUACCAACAGAAGCUGAAUGGGAGGCGGGCUGCCGCGGGGAGAAUUAUAAUAUUACAUACCCAUGGGGUGACAAACUAUUCCCAGAUAGAAAACAUAUGGCGAAUAUAUGGCAAGGUACGUUCCCAAACCACAAUUCAGCGAAAGAUGGAUACGUUGGAACAAAUCCAGUUCACCUCUUUGAACAAAACAAGCUCGGUCUUCAUAAUAUGGCUGGGAAUGUAUGGGAAUGGACAGAAGAUGUCUGGUCUGAAGACAAUCCCAAAGAAAAAGUAAAGAAGGGAGGUUCGUAUCUCUGCCAUCGAUCAUAUUGUUAUCGAUAUCGAUGUUCUUCACGCUCGCACAACACUGACGACAGUUCAGCCGGCAAUUUGGGAUUCCGCUGUGCAAAAUCAACGUAA